Clarias gariepinus (North African catfish) is the source of this 1654-nucleotide messenger RNA. Its product is annotated as peroxisome proliferator-activated receptor delta-like. Gene Ontology annotation, cellular component: nucleus. Bases 36 to 1451 code for a protein of 471 amino acids. The record is from RefSeq and is a predicted model, not a curated record. The transcript has 6 exons. Gene Ontology annotation, molecular function: nuclear receptor activity; RNA polymerase II cis-regulatory region sequence-specific DNA binding; zinc ion binding. Gene Ontology annotation, biological process: regulation of lipid metabolic process; cell differentiation; negative regulation of transcription by RNA polymerase II. Lineage: Eukaryota; Metazoa; Chordata; Actinopteri; Siluriformes; Clariidae.
UUCAGUCCGAUCCCAGACACUCGCUCGGAUUAACGAUGCACACAGACGGAGAGAACGUCGACUCCUGGGACCUGGGUUUUACGUUCAGUCCUCUCGGACUAGAUGAAAUGAGCGUCGCUGCUCUGGAGACGACGUUCCCAUCAGAGGCCGAGUUCUCCUCGGGUGAUUACAGCGAGGACUCCAGCUUUAGAUCGGACCUCGUCAGCGACGCGGACGCUCGGUGUCUUCAGAGUGAAGAGGAAAGUUCCGGGUGUUCCGGGUGUUCGGGUUCUAAGACUUUGGGCCUCCGUACAGAGCGCAGCUUCUCGUACGCCAAACUGCACAAUGACGUGAGCGCUGCCUUAUUAAACGUGGAGUGUAAGAUAUGUGGAGAUCGAGCCUCGGGGUAUCACUACGGCGUCCACGUUUGUGAGGGGUGUAAGGGUUUUUUUCGGAGAACCGUGCGAUUGAACCUGAGGUAUAAACACUGCAGCCGGAACUGUCCGGUCCAGAAGAAAAGCCGCAACAAGUGUCAGUUCUGUCGGUUCAAGAAGUGUGUUACUGCGGGAAUGUCUCACACAGCCAUCCGCUUCGGGAGGACGCCUCUGGCCGAGCGCGAGAAGCUGAUGAUGGAGUUCCACUGUCUGGAUUCAGAGGCAGAAAAACAAAAAGCCAUCGCCAGGAAUUUAUACCAUUCUUACCUCAAACACUUCCCAAUGACGAGGAGCAGAGCCAGAGCCAUUCUAUCAGGAAAAGACGAAGAAAACACGCUGUUCAUCAUCCACGACAGGAAGUCUCUGAGGGCCAGUGAGGAGUUCCUGAAGCAGAAGCAGGUGUCGGAGUUGGCUCUGGUUCCUGCCGCCGAUCUGGAGCUGUCCCUGUUCCACCGCAUGCAGUACUUCAUGGCCGAGACCGUGUGUGAACUCGCAGAGUUCGCCAAGAGCAUCCCGGGCUUCAGGGAGCUGGAGCCGAGCGAUCAGAUCACCAUGCUGAAGUACAGCACCUUCGAGGUGAACAUGAUCCGUCUGAGUCACUUCACCAACAAGGACGGCGUCCUGACGGCCAGGGGCUGGAUCUUCAUAACCCGAGAGUUCAUCAAGAGCCUUCGGCAACCCUUCUGUGACAUGAUGGAGAACAAGUUUCAUUUCCUUUCUAAGUUCAAAGCGCUUGAGUUGGAGGACUGUGACCUGGCGCUCUUCAUCGCUGCACUCAUCCUGCGUGGAGAUCGUCCGGGUCUGGUGAACUCCAGAGCCAUCGAGGCGCUCCAGGACGAUGUUAUUCAGGCUCUGGAGCUCCAGCUGAAGGUCCUCCACCCUGAGUCUCCUCACCUGUUCGCCAAACUGCUGCAGAUGGUGUCGGACCUCUGGCCGCUGAUAGCCGAACACGUUCGCAAGAUCCACCAGCUGAAAGAGAGCGAGCUGAACUUGUUUCUGCACCCGCUCUUACUGGAGCUCAUUCAGGACCUCGACUAGAACCUAGAACACGAUCAGGAACCGAUCCAGUCUGUCUGAUUGUCCAUCUGAUGUUAUAUUAAUAACUUGCUUUCGUAAAUUUCCCAUAAACAAUAACAGCACAUCACCUUUAAAUGUAAUCUUACAGAAUUCCUUUUUUGUUAAAAUCAAAACAAGAACAAAUUUCUCAUUUGUAUUGGAAAAAGAAAAUAAAAUUUCUUGAA